Messenger RNA from Lytechinus pictus (painted urchin), 3218 nucleotides. RefSeq lists its product as uncharacterized. The coding region runs from base 219 to 959 and encodes 246 amino acids. The record is from RefSeq and is a predicted model, not a curated record. The transcript has 6 exons. Lineage: Eukaryota; Metazoa; Echinodermata; Echinoidea; Temnopleuroida; Toxopneustidae.
UUGGAGUGAUCACAUAUAUAUUACUUAGUGGUUUGUCACCGUUCCUCGGGGAUGACCAACAAGAGACGUACGAGAAUGUGACAGCCCUCAAUUAUUCCUUUGACGAGGAUUACUUUUCUUCCACCAGCGAGCUUGCCAAAGAUUUCAUUGAUCGUCUGCUCAUCAAAGACCCAAGAAAACGUGCAACUGUUGACCAGUGCCUAUCGCAUCCAUGGAUUAUGCCUCGAAGCACGAAGCAGAAGGUCCAGAGACAGACCUCACACCUCAACAUGGAGAACCUGAGGAAAUUCAAUGCAAAGAAGAGAUGGAAGCAAUCGAUGAAAGUGGUAUCAAUAUGCAAUAAACUCUCCAAGAAUGCCAGGCUAAGAAGUGCCAGCACAGCAGUGGAUGUUAAUGGGGCUUCCAUGACACUAACACCUUUUGAUGAAGCACCGGUGUCAACUGAUAAUGAAUAUGAUAGCCCUGGGAUUGUAGAUAGUAUUGUAGAGGAAGAGGAGGAGGAAGAUGAAGAUGAAGAGGAGGUGGGGAUAAAAGGGAAACCCACCAAAAUAGAAAGUGUAGAACAGAGUGUUAGUUCUGUAGAAAAUGCCUUGCACUCUGAGAGCACCCAACUAACACCAGAGGCGCAGGUAGUGUCAAUCAGUGGUAACACUGCACUCGAGCCUAACACCAUGAAUGUUACGGUUCCAUCUCGUGUGUUGACUAACGAUAGCAAUAACAAUAACAGCAAUAAUGACUUGUCUAACUAUGCACGUAGCCGUAAGACUAUUAAAACUAGGAAUGAUGGGAAGGGUGAACGUAAGAUAUCAGAGCCUUUAGAGCAAAAACAAGAUAAAGAGAUAGUUGGGAAGAUGUCUGAGUUACCAUCAAACACACAGGCACUGAGUGAAGAUGAGAUAUUGAUGAUUGUGGUGGGGGUUGUUGUAGUAUUUGGAUGUUUCUUGGUAGUUCAUGCCUAGAUUCCUUUUUAAAAGGUGAGGGCCAUUAAAUUUGAUUGUUGAUAACAUUUGCAGAUUAUUUUAUUUCUAAGAUGUUUUUUUUUCAUUAUCAAUAAACAUGUACAUAACUGUAGAAAGUUGUGUAAGCAACGAGUCUGAGUUUUCUGAUGGGGAAAAAGGUCUUCACAAUGUGCUCCUAUUUAAUUAUUAUGACCGUCAUAAUCUAUUUUUUAAAAUGAUUUUGCAGACCAAAAACCCCAUUAAUGUGGGAUUGAAAUGUUAGAUUUGAUUAAUUACAACAUGGAGCUAUGCUUUAUAGCAUUCAAUAUCAUAUGAAUGAACAGUUGAAUAGAGCCCUCUGUUGUUACAUUAUAAAACUAGUGUUUUUUUUUCUACGUGCAGUUACAGCAAUUUGAUAUUUUAUCUGGCUCUUCGGUACCAUGAUCAAUUGAUAAAUUUAAGGAGGGGAAAUAAUUCUCAUGAAUCUAAGAAUUAUGUGUUAUGAAUAAAUAAUCUUGUCUUCAAUAAAUGCACGUACAACUGAAGUAUUGUUUGUCUUCCACUUUUGAAGAAAUGUGUGUUUUGAUGUCUUUUUUGCGCUUAGAUGGAAAAAUAAACUUGGUUUGUAUUGGAUAGAACAACUGUUGCAUUGUUGUCUUCCAGAGUUGCACUAACAGUAGUAGAUUAUAUGUAUAAUUCUGCCUUGUUCUGUCACUCACUCUAACACUUGAAAUAUUAAUCGUAAUGAUUAUUAUUGUAAAAUCAAUCAGAUUGCUCCUUGCUAGAUAUGUGAUAGAAAUUGAUAAAUUGUACAACUUUUAAUUAGGUCUUUAUCUCCUACAUGUAUGCCAAGUCCAUAGAACACCAAUAUUUUUUACUUCUGUGUCAUCGCUUUUCGCACAAAUGCAUAUUCUCUCUCUUGUGUUCUUCCUCCGCUAUAAAAGAUCGGAGAUCAACGGCACAGAUAGAUAUGGGAGGGCCGCAGAUUGAUUUAUUCAUGUAUUAUACUGAAGAUUUUAUUGGAGUUCAUGGUUUUGAUAGAUACUAUAAAGUGAAUUAUAUUUGAUAUAUUUUUGCUCAGUGAUGAAUAUUUUUUGGUGUGUAAUACAAUUUCUUGAUUGAUUAAUGCUAAUUAGUGGAGUGUCUGACUGUCUGAUGCAUUGUUCUAUCUUGUAAAUAAAAUGACAAUAAACAUGAUACUGUCGUUACGGGGAUGCUUCUUAGAAAUUAUUGAGUCAAGUUAGAAGAAUAAUCUACUCUUGAGUUUCAAUCAGUCUUAUAGUGUGGAACAAAUUCGAAAAUAAAUUAUUAUAGUACAAAGAAGGAAAUGAAGUUCAUUUUUUUCAUUAUAAUGCAAGGUUAUUAUUUGUUAUAUAAAUAAUAUGUAUUUUUUGUUAUUAAAUGUUGCUGUCAUAACACAUGUACUACUUAAUUUUGAAUGUAUUGCACUUUUACUUUAAUUGGCGGGUACUUGUGUGUUAUAAGAUGGAAUUUUAGAGUUUGAGUUCAGAAAAUGAAUUAUCAGCAUUAUACUAGACAAUCAGAAUCAUGCAAUUACUUCUAAUGAAGUUGAUAAAAGUUUGAAAUGUGAUCACGAAGAUGUCAAUAGAUCUGAUAUAAUUUUGUAUAAAUUGUUCUAAAGUUUUAAUUCAAGUGUUAUUUAUGAAAUUAGCAAUCAGUUUAAAAAUGAUAGUUUAUUAGAUGAGUGUGAAGUCAAUUAUGCAAAAUGCUGUUAAAAUGUGAUCACUGAUUUAAAAAAAUGUCAUUAUCUUGUUACUUUUUACAAGAUCAACAUAUUAACAUUGAAGGUGAUCAUUGAAAAUUGCAUGAUAUAGACAAGAAGUAUCCUCUUUCAUUAUAUUUCAAGUAUAUUUUUUUACUUCCUUUUCACUUUCGGGCAGUACUUGAAGCAUAGCGUUUUUUUAUUAAGAAAUUUCUAAUUUUAAACCGAUUCCUAUACGUGAGCAUUCUCCUGUAAUAAUUAAAAUAAAAAUAUUGUAAUAGAUAUAGUCAUUUGACAUUAUAUGAAUUUGGAAACAAAAGAGAAGGCACUUACGUUUUGGUGUGUGUCACUUGAUUAUCGCAUACGCAUACAUUAUGUAUGUAAUACGUAUACAUGAUACAUGCUGCAAACAUUUUAUAUGUAGUGCCAGUGGUCAUGGCGAGCCUGCAAUAGACAGAAUUCAUAUGGAUCCAAAAUUGCACAAAUGAUGUCAUUGUAACAUGGGCUGAAAGAUCAUUAUCAAGCAAAUGACAAGGAUCUUUUUAGGUGCCGCAUAU